AUGACUCUUGUACCCGAGGCCAGCCCUAAACAUCACAUGACCUUCAAUUUGACUGGAAGCUGCGCAGUCCUGGCAGUCCCAGCCUCCAGGUACUCGAGCCGCCUUGGCAGUUCCCCCAAAUGUAUGACUGAACCUCAACGCAGUUCAGUGGCUAGCUGUGUCAGCAAGUAGUGCGAAAAAAUGCACAUCCCAAUGCGAACACUGCACCGUGGUCCUGUCAGGUGUACCCUCGACUGCCACAGUAUGACGGUAAGUGGAUCGAUAUUACUGUUCCGCUACAUCAUACUCGUCUAGUAACAAGUUACGAAAAAUCGACAUUCAGUGUUUGCCUAGACAAUGCUAUACACAACACACGGAUAUCGUGUCAACAGAAGAAUCUGCUCUACCUCGAAAGUAACACCAAAACCAAUCCCGAAGACUUCCAUCACCCCACAUCGCUGGCUCGCAAACAGAUCGAGGAUGAAUUUCCAUUCUAUUAUUGCCUUGAUACAGAGCGGCGCGAGCUCAAUGAUAGUGAAAGCGACAACAGAAACUCUGACGAGGACGGCAUUGCGGUCAUCCCCAUCUGUUCAGGCGAACCUGCUAACUUCGACCCACUCAAGAUUAAAUGACGUUGCGCUCGGUAGUCUCAGCGGUGGCCUGCUCUUGAGCAACUUUCACGCAAGGGAAAUCCUUGAACUUCUGAAUCACGUACCUGGUCUGUACAUUGUCCUUCAGUCUUUAUCCAAGCCAAUCGACGAACGCCAAGCACUGACAAGCAUCUGGAUUCGUUCAUCCGCUUACAGCUGGAUUUCAAAGCCCACUUGUCGAAUUGCAAUAUUCCCGCUCAAACAGCUAACUGUGAGCUCCCCUCUUAGAAAGCGUCAUGAAAAUCGCGCUCAGGCUGACAGCCGCAGCUCAAUCCUCAGCGAGUUCAUCCUAACAUGCAUCCUGAAGGACACUAGCCUGACAAUUAAACUCUGCAUGUUCCACAAACUAUACUAAAUGAUCACGGUGGCGGCAACUUGUUACAUCUCUGGGGGACUUGCUUGAGCAAGGUGAAGUAGACGGGUG
Messenger RNA from Suillus discolor, 1053 nucleotides. RefSeq lists its product as uncharacterized. NCBI's taxonomy places the organism in Eukaryota, Fungi, Basidiomycota, Agaricomycetes, Boletales, Suillaceae. Bases 337 to 984 code for a protein of 215 amino acids. The record is from RefSeq and is a predicted model, not a curated record. The transcript has 5 exons.